AUGAGAAAGAAACAAAACAAUGUGUGGGAAGGAAACAGACGGGAUGUUACACAGUCUACAGAUAUAGGAGAUUGCAAGUCGUCGCAAGAACUAACUGAAUUCAAAAACGUUUCACACUAUUUUCAUUUACUUGAAAUACUGAGAUUAAAUUGUAUACGUUUAUGUUUUCAGUGGUUUCGGCUGUGGUUGGCGUUCACCGUGUCUACCUUGUGGUCGCGGCACAUUGACGCGCAAACACAAGAUGGCGCUGCCUUCGGUUGGGGAUGGCAGCUGUCACCACAGGGUACCGCCAGCACCGUAGGACAUUAUUAUGUCAAACUACCACAGUCUGAACAACAAGUGCGGUACUCGGCGGAGGGCUACAGCGGCGCCGGCGCAGCGGGGCCCGCGCUCUCCCUGCAGGCACAACCUGCGCCCGCGCAGGGGAGCGCAGAGUUACAGCAGCAGGCCCAAAACAUCUACGAUUCGUCACAAACGUCAAACACGACGCAACUGCAAGCUCCACCGAGCGGGCAACAACCCGUCGACAUCUACCUGCUCCAGCAACAGUACAACCCUUACCAACAGAACGCGGUCCUUCCGACCCCCGACACGGUACAAACCACCUCCAACUACGGUAACAACUACCAAAGUAACCAAAAUGAUAACUCGAAACCUCUUCAAAAAGAGGAUUAUAGCGAGUAUCGAGACUCAGUCCUGCAAGUCUUUAAGAACCACAACUGCUCAGACAAUGAUAAUUCCGAGGAAAUUCAGAACGACCUGAAAAAGUCCAAGGAUUUGUUUGCUGAAGUUCCCUCUUAUGAUAUUUAUGAUAUCAACAAUUUUGGUGCGACCUCCUAUCCUUAUACUUAUAGAGGUGCCGUUAAAUUUAGAGUUGAAGCUCCGCGACCUAACGCAAGGAAUGAACGGUACUACUAUACUACUAUAGAGACUCCUACCACACAAAGCGUUGAGAAUAAUACCGAAGACGGUAUUGGAAAGCUGGUUGCGUCUACCCAAGAUCUCAUAUCCAAUGACGAUUUGCUAAGAAUCAAUCAUGCUGCUGAGAAACAUGUUCAUGAACAGAGUGAAGAUAUCAUUAAACCUCGACCUAGAUAUACAUUUAGAAACAAUGACCAUUCAGCUCAAGAUAGCAGAAACACCCACUUCACAAUAAAAGCUAAGAUAAGUAAUAUCAUUGAUAAAGAACGUCGCACAGAAAAUAACCAACAAAAUGACCAGUUCUUACGUCAGAACGCCAACCAAUAUGACUUCGCUAGCCCUAUUGUAGUCCAAGACACAUCUUACAACAACUUUAAAGAACAGAUCGUUGAUAAUCUCGUGUCGACAAUGGUACCGUACAUGGCGAAUGGGUACCAAAUAGUAGGAGUCAAAGACAGGGACGAAGAGAAUCCCACUGACCAGGAAACAAAGGAAGAAAACCAGAAACUAAUCAAUGUUACUCCCAGACCGGUCAAUCAGAAAUACUUAGCACCUAUCACAGUAGCUUUGAGACUUCUGAAUGCUAACGAUAGCGAAUUAUUUAAUACUUUAGAUGAUCAUGAAGCGUCAGAUAGUGAGCUAGUCUCAGACACUGUACAAAGUCCUCCAAGAGAAAAGACAACAGUUGAAAUCCAAGAAUCAAUUCCAGUUGAAAUAACUCACAUUAACGAUGUUGAAGUACAUGAGUAUAUAGACUUUGAUGAAGGACGAAGCAACAAUAAAGGUCCUUUUGACGUCGCCAAGUCUCUAUAUAACAAAUAUGUUGACGCUUUAAGAUCAUCAAAGCAAAUGCAAGAUAAUAUGAAUAAACUACUUCAUAAGUAUGGAGCGCUGAAAGAUGAUGGUGAGAAAAGUGGUGAAGAUUAUGACAGUAAAGAACAGUUGGAGCAGAGCGAGAAUAUACAGAGACCAGUAGAAGUUAAGCCCAAUCAAGAGGAUACACAAGCUCAGACAAGCCAAAGAGUCCGUUAUUACGAUUAUAGGAAUGACAAUAAAAUAAUUCAACCAAUCAUAAUCGAAAAGGAAGUCCCCAUCACUAAAUUUGUAGACAGAUUCAUCGAGAAAAAAGUGCCGUAUCCUCAACAAGUCGAAGUUAAAGUACCAGUAGACCGGCCGGUACCAGUCCCGGUACCUUAUGAAAAAAUUGUUGAGAAACCGGUCGAGGUAACCAAGUAUGUUGACAAGCCUUACCCGGUUGACCGGCCUUACCCAGUUGAAGUUAAAGUUCCGUACCCGGUUGAGCAAAAGGUUUAUGUUGACCGGCCCGUCCAUGUUCCUUAUCCGAUUGAGAAGGUUGUUGAGAAGCAAGUGAUACACCCGGUUCCUAUUCCCACCCCGGUUGGGAUACCCUACGAGGUCCCUGUACCGGUUGAGCACAAAAUAUUGUACCCCGUUCCUAUUGACAGGCCCGUACCUGUCACAGUAGAAAUUGAGAAGCCUGUUGAGAGAAUAGUUAAUAGAGAAAUUCCAGUUCCCUACCCGGUUGAGAAGAGAGUACCUUACCCGGUUCAUCAUGAAACUAGAGUACCAGUACCAUACCCGGUUGAGAAAAGAGUACCAUAUCCGGUGGAGAAGAUUGUUGAGAAACCAGUAAUGAUAACCAAAUAUGUCGAUAAACCUAUACAUAUUGAAGUUCCGGUUCCACAGCCGGUUCCAAUCGCAGUGCAUGUACCCCAACCUUAUCCGGUUGAUAGGAUUGUGGAAAGAAAAGUUCCUUACCCAGUUCACGUAGACAGGAUUGUCGAAAAGAAAGUCCCAUAUCACGUACCCUACCCCGUAGAAAAAAUCGUCGAGAAAAUAGUUGAGAAACCUGUAAUAGUUACAAAAUACAUCGACAAACCAUACCCAGUCGAAAAGAAAGUUCCUUACCCGGUUGAGAAAAUUGUAGAGAAGAAAAUACCCUACCCGGUCCAAGUUCCAUUUGAGGUAAAAGUUCCCUAUCCAUUUGAGAAACCUAAUCCAAAUGCUGCACCAGUUUACAGGUUCAACCAACAUGAAAUAGACAGUUCGGAAACGAAGAGCAACGCGCAAUAUUACAAGGAUGAUAGGAAUAAAAGGAUCCAGAAUCAGCAACAACAACAGCAGCAACAACAACACCAACAACAACAACAGAAUCAGAUAUACAUUGCCCAGUACUACCAACUAUUGAAGGAAAGGCAGAGACAAUCGCAACAACCAGUACAGUCUACACAAUGGGGCAACCAAUACGCAUCCUCCUACCAAUAUAUAAACAACACUUCUGGUAGCAAACACCAAGAAGAAAAGAAAAACAACCUAGCAAACUUCUUGUCGUACGUAACGAAUGGAAAAAGUAACUCCAACCAGUACUACGGUCCAGUCCCAACGCAAAAUCAAGAUGAUUGGUGGCAGAAUAAUAAGAAUUAUAUUGUAGAAGUAAAAAUGAGGAGGGCGGAUAGGGAACCUAAGUUUACUAACUUGAGGAUUGAGUAUGGAGGUUUUAAACCCCCUCUUAUACCAAGCACUGAAGUCGAUUUAGAUGGGAUACCUAUUAAUAAAGAAUCGUGAGUCUUAAAACCUAUGACUCUCCUUUUGGACUAAAUUAUUUGAUUAAGAAACGGCGUGUCGUGAAGCAAAUGAAUAAAUGCCUAUUUUUAACAGUAGACAACAUUGAUCACUGCUUUAAGUGUUUAAGAAAAAGUGGGUGAAAAAUUGUUGCUUGACUUUUUUUUUACUUAAAUUUAAGGCGUUCUCGUGUCUGAAAAUUCGUGUUAAGUAUUCUGUUGACUUAAAAAGAAGAAUAAGAAUAUAUUCUACUUUUUUUAAUCUUAUAAAUAAUAAUAAUUUUGUAUCUUUUCGAUAAAAACGAAUGAAUCAAUGUACAAUGCCAUCGAAAAUGUAUAAAAAUAUUAUAGGUAACUUGUAAGUCGAGAUUUUGUCAAGUCAUUUUAAUAUGCAGUAUUUCUUUAGUUAAAUGUGUCAUAAUUAUAAUGUUUAUUCUUAAGUACAACUAAGUCUUAUUUAAGUUUAUUUUAUACUUAAGAACUUGCUUGAUAUAGUCCAAAUUUUUACCUACAUUUAAAUUGCCUAUGGCGUUAACGCUGGUCAAAUUGCAUAAAUAUACCUACCUAAAGGUUGUACCUACGUAUUGUUUUUCCUUAUGGUGUACAAUAAAGAGUAUUCUAUCUAUCUAUCUAAAGGGUUUCACUAACAAUAAAAAGACAUCAAGAAAUGCAACUUAACUGUGAGGGUUUGAUAUAGCAUCUAGACCCCUCUGACUGCUGUUCAAAACCAUAGAUAAAAUUAUCUAUUGACUUAAAAUAAUGAAAUUGUAGUUGUAAAGCAAGUGUUCAUUAUUGUUAAACUUAUUUAUUGUACUUAGAGUUAAGAAUGUAAAUAUUGAUAAAUCGUGUUAUUAAUGCAGAUCGUUUGUAAAAUAAAAUAUUUAAAAAAUU
Trichoplusia ni (cabbage looper) is the source of this 4394-nucleotide messenger RNA. RefSeq lists its product as uncharacterized. Bases 1 to 3507 code for a protein of 1168 amino acids. The transcript has 5 exons. Lineage: Eukaryota; Metazoa; Arthropoda; Insecta; Lepidoptera; Noctuidae. The record is from RefSeq and is a predicted model, not a curated record.